AUGGCGUACAUGGCAGCUGUCGCGCCCGUCCCCUGGUGGCCGCCUCCCCCGGAGCUGGCGCCUGUUGGCUUCCUCGACACGUCCUCUGCCGCCGGCUAUCCAGAGCCCCAAACCCUACCCUUCUUGCUAGCGCCGACCCCUCCGCCGCCGCCGCCGCUGCCUGCGGGGUACCCUCUUCUUCCUCCCUCAGCCCCGAUCGUCAUCCAGCUCCAGCCCGACCCCAGCUUCCUCGCGGACGUGGAUCAGCGCCGCAGCAGUUCCCUCGUUCAGUUCUUGAAGGAUGAGGGGGCCGUUCCGUCGCCGGAGGAUGAAAAGAAGAGGGAGAAGGUGAUCCGAGAGCUCAAGAAGAUAGUGAUGCAUUGGGCCGACGCGGUGGCCUAUGAGCAGAGUGUGCCCCAGGGGCUGGCCACGGCUACGAUCUUGACAUACGGUUCUUACACAUUAGGGGCUCAUGGACCUGAAUCUGACAUUGAUGUACUUUGCGUUGGACCUUGUAUUGCAACACUGCAGUACCAUUUCUUUGUUGUUUUGAGACAAAUUCUUGAGGGCAGAUCAGAAGUAUCAGAACUGCAAACUGUUGAGAAGGCUAAGGUUCCCUUGAUGCGAUUUAGAUUCACUGGGAUUGCAGUUGAUUUCACAUAUGCCCAGCUCCCUGUUAUUGAUGCACUAAAGGCUAUAAAUACAUUUAGCCCUCAACUACUACAGAAAAUUGACACACGGAGCUGGAGGAGUUUAUCUGGAGUUCGUGUCAAUGAACAAAUUGUUCAGCUAGUACCAAAUGCAGAGAAGUUUCAAGCUCUGUUGCGAUGCAUCAAACUAUGGGCUAGGAAAAGAGGACUUCAUUGUCAUUAUCUUGGCUUCUUUGCUGGGAUUCAUUUAGCGAUCCUCGCGGCUUAUGUCUGUCGGAAAUUUCCGGAUGCCAGUGUCAAUGGUUUGUUCGCAGUGUUCUUUCAGACUUUUGCUCACUGGCCUUGGCAAGUUCCAGUAAGUCUACAUGAUGAGCCAACUACCUGCUUGCAUUCAGAGGGGCGUCUCAUGCCCAUAGUGAUGCCUUGUACCCCGCCAGAGUUUUGUGUGUCCAAUGUGACAAAAGGCAGCUUCAAAAAAAUAAGAGAGGAACUUACACGUGGUUAUGCUUUGACAAGGGAUCCAUUGAGGCAUGAUUUCCAGUGGACCUGGCUUUUUGAACCCUUUCCAUAUGAUCAGAAAUAUCAACAGUUUCUUCGCAUUGCUUUAUGUGCGCCAACUUUUGCUGAGCUACGAGACUGGGCUGGAUGGGUGAAAUCUCGAUUCCGUAUCCUGAUUCUGAAGCUGGAAAGGGCUGGGAUUGAGUGUGAUCCAUGCCCCUCGGAGGAAGUUGAUCAUACAGACAAUGACCCGAACGUGGUCUUCUACUGGGGCCUCAUCCCUGAAAGAAUCAUUCAGGUUGACACUAGCUCCCUGAAAGAAGAUUUCAUGGAAGACAUCACCAAUGAUGUGUAUGGCACGGUGAAGUGCACGCAUUCAGAUGUGACAAUAUCUGUGGUUGGACUGCCACAGCUGCCAAAGAGUAUGUGCAGCCAGUCUGUUCACUGGCAGUACAUGCAGCAUUGUAUGAUGGGGUACGAGGGCACAGAUGAAGGCCAGAGCGCAGGUUGGCUAGGACUUGGUUAG
Messenger RNA from Miscanthus lutarioriparius, 1653 nucleotides. Lineage: Eukaryota; Viridiplantae; Streptophyta; Magnoliopsida; Poales; Poaceae. The record is from the annotation of a GenBank genome assembly.